This is a messenger RNA of Penicillium cosmopolitanum, 708 nucleotides long. Its product is annotated as class I SAM-dependent methyltransferase. The transcript is spliced from 2 exons. Lineage: Eukaryota; Fungi; Ascomycota; Eurotiomycetes; Eurotiales; Aspergillaceae. The record is from RefSeq and is a predicted model, not a curated record. Bases 1 to 708 code for a protein of 235 amino acids.
AUGUCAUCCAACACCACUGCCGACGCGGGCAACAAUAACCAAGCCAUCAAAGAAAAUAUUAGAAAAGCCUACAACGACAUCGCCGACGUCUAUCUAGAAUGGACAACACCAUCCCACGGAGUCCGCCUCUCGCAUCUCAACACCCUACUAAAUGCCCUCGAUUCUACCCCCGCAUCCGGGGAAGGGAAAAAGAACAUACUAGAACUAGGCUGCGGCGCCGGCGUGCCAUGCACACAAGUCCUAGCAUCACGCGCAGACCUAAAAAUAACCGCAAACGACAUCUCAGACUCACAAAUCGCGCUCGCCAAAGCCCGCCUGCCCACCGAGAACACAACUCUCAUACAGGGCGACAUGAUGGCACUUGAAUUCAAUGACUCCCAUUUCGACGCCGUGCUGGCUAUGUAUUCGAUCAUCCACCUCCCGCGCGAGGAGCAGAAGGAAAUUCUGCGGAAGAUUGUGGGAUGGUUGAAGCCGGGUGGCCGGUUUUUGGCGAAUUUUUCGGAGGCGGGGUUUGAGGGGUCGGAGAAUCAGUCUUGGUUAGGGGUCGAUGUAUUGGAGUGGGUGGGGAAGGAUGAGAUUAGGAAGAUUUUGAUUGAUGUGGGAUUUCGGAUUGAGGUUGAUGAGGUUGUUGUUGAUGUUGAGGUUGAUGUUGAUAAUGGGGUUGGUAGGGAUGUGCCGUUUCAUUGGAUACAGGCAAGGAAGAUUUAG